Saitoella complicata NRRL Y-17804 is the source of this 1119-nucleotide messenger RNA. Its product is annotated as IF-2B-domain-containing protein. The transcript has 3 exons. Gene Ontology annotation, cellular component: eukaryotic translation initiation factor 2B complex. The coding region runs from base 1 to 1119 and encodes 372 amino acids. Gene Ontology annotation, molecular function: guanyl-nucleotide exchange factor activity; translation initiation factor activity. The record is from RefSeq and is a predicted model, not a curated record. Gene Ontology annotation, biological process: translational initiation. NCBI's taxonomy places the organism in Eukaryota, Fungi, Ascomycota, Saitoellomycetes, Saitoellales, Saitoellaceae.
AUGUCCAAUGUGAAUGCUGCUGUUGAGUCGCUGGCAGCUCGCCUGAAGCGGAAGCAAAUCCGCGGAUCUCACAAGGUCGCCCUCGAGACUGCAUUGGUGCUCAGACAGGUUGUGUCCAAUGCGCGAUGGUUGGACCAGGAUCAGUUGGUGGAUCAGGUGAAGGAGGUUGGACGACGGCUUGUUAAGGCUGCUCCAAGAGAGCUUGCCUGUGGUAAUGUCGUUCGACGCAUCCUGCGAGUUAUCCGCGAAGAAUAUCGAGAACUGCGAGAACUGAUCGGGGAAACAACUCCCUUCACCCCCAUGACCCCUGCAACAAUCGCACCGGAUAACUUCCAGUUUGACCGCCUUACAGUCUCCCCUAUCGUCUCCAAUAUGUUCCAUCCGUCAAAUGGUGCACAACCAGCAAAAUCCAUGACAACACGGCAAGAGCAGCAUUUCGACUUGAAGCCGCAAAUCAUCCAGGGGAUUCAGGAGUUUAUUGAUGAGUUGAAGACGAUUUAUGAGAAUAUCAGUGCGCAGUCUCUGGAUCACAUUCACUCUAACGAGAUCAUUAUGACCCACGCAUCAUCCAAGACCGUCGAAUCCUUCCUCCGCCACGCAGCCAAAAAGCGAAAGUUUACCGUCAUCCUUGCCGAGGCUAUGCCAAACGACCUCGAGCCCACGCACUCCAUGGCAACGACGCUGUCAAAGGCCGGUAUUGAUGUCAUUGUCAUUCCAGAGAGCGCAGUAUUCGCAAUGAUGUCCCGCGUGAACAAGGUUCUCUUGGGUACCCACUCUGUCUUGGCGAAUGGUGGAUUGCUGGCUUCAAGUGGUGCAAGGAUGAUCGCGGCCGCAGCACAGAGACAUGCUAUCCCUGUCGUAUGCUGUACCGGACUCUACAAGUUGAGUCCGAUGUACCCGCAUGACGUUGAGAGCUUUAUGGAGUUGGCGAGUCCUGAGAAGGUUCUUGGGUUUGAGGAGGGUGAAUUGAUUGACAAGGUUGAGGUCAUCAACCCAUACUAUGACUAUGUCUCGCCAGAGUUGGUUCAGCUUUACAUUACGAACUUGGGAGGCCACCCGCCGAGUUAUCUCUACAGGUUGGUUGGGGAUCAUUACGAUGCGGUGGAUACGGUGCUCUGA